Molecule: messenger RNA, 2129 nt
Organism: Scylla paramamosain (green mud crab)
Lineage: Eukaryota; Metazoa; Arthropoda; Malacostraca; Decapoda; Portunidae
Product: facilitated trehalose transporter Tret1-like
Exons: 10
Coding region: 252-1721 (489 amino acids)
Biological process (GO): transmembrane transport
Cellular component (GO): membrane
Molecular function (GO): transmembrane transporter activity
Source: RefSeq, a predicted model, not a curated record
CUCACUCUUGGACCAACGCGAUACAGACUCCGGUCAACUGUCUCACUCCCCUUGUGCUUCUAGGAGUCAGGGUGCUACAGGCUUGCAUUGUUGAGGGAGAUAAAAUUAAGAAGGAAAGAAAGAAAAGAAAUAUUUUUCGUCCAACAGUACAACCAUCAAAAGCCUUCAUCGCCCCUCCCUCCAUCCCCACCUCGACCCUCCAGAUAUCGACUCCACAGCUGCUUCAAGAGGGAUUGCCACCCGCCUUCAGGAUGGGCUUCAAAACCUGGCUGAUUUACAGGUGGAAGCAGAUAUGCGCGGCCUGCGUGCUGGGUUGCGCUGUGAUCAUGACGGGCAACGUGGUGGGCUGGUCCGUGGAGGUGUCCCGCAUCAUGGAGGAUCCCAACACUAACUUCAACUUCACUCAGGACGACCAUCAGUGGCUGGUGUCGUGUGGAGGCAUCGCAGCCAUCUUCUCCACAGCCGGGGCAGGCAUGCUGGUUGAGCUGGUGGGGCCCUGCCGUCUGCUAGGUUUCAUGCUAGUGCCCGCGGCUAUCGGCUGGAUCCUCAUGGCCACCACGCUCUCCCUGCCCUGGAUCUACGUGGGAAGGGUCAUCACGGGGGCUAUAGGGUUCAUGAUCACCACUGUGGCUCAGCCCGUGAUAGCUGAGAUGUGCCUGCCUGACGUGCGUGGUCUCCUCUCGUCCCUCACGGAGAUCAUGGUGAGCGUGGGCAUGCUGCUCGUGUACAUACUGGCGCGGUUCCUCUCCUGGCAGACCACCACCCUCAUCUGCGGCGUGCUACUCUUCCCGCUCGUCACAGCCAUCCUCUUCGUGCCGGAGUCCCCCUACUGGUUACUCCGGCGAGGCAGGGAGAAGAUGGCGCUUAGGUCCCUCAUGCGUCUCCGCGCCCCGGAACACGAUGUGGACUCCGAACUCAGCAACAUCCGGGAGGCGAUCAAUCAGCAGACCCAGCAUAGCUCCAUCAAGCAGCAGUUCCUGUCGCUGAAGGAGACCGCUAACUACCGCCCCGUCGUCCUGGUCACCUCCAUGUUCCUCCUUCGUGAGCUGGGGGGCGCCAUGAACAUCUUUAUGUACGCCGUCUUCUUCUUCGAGAACGCUGGAGUCAUGCUCGAUCCCUUUUCCUGCUCCAUCGUCCUCGGGUUCUCGCGUCUGAUCUUCACCGUCAUUUCCGCCACCAUUAUCGAUAAAGUGGGGCGUCGUCCUCUCCUCCUGAGCUCUACCCUCAUCUGUUCCCUCACCCUCUAUAUCACUGGUGGAGUGCUGUCCAUGGAGGAUCAGGGUAUUGGGUGGCUGCCCCUGGCGUGCGUGGUGCUGUACGUGGCGUCCUUCGGCAUGGGCGUGGGUCCCGUGCCCUGGAUCCUCCUGGGCGAGCUGCUGCCAACGCCCGUCCGCUCCAUCGGCGCCUCCAUCGUCACCUCAGUCUUCGUCGUCGUCCUCUUCAUCGUCACCAAUGUAUUCCCUGACGUGGCCACGGCUAUUGGAGUGGAGAACGCCUGCCUGAUCUUCGCCACCUUCCAGCUGAUCCUCGCCCUGAUCGUGUUCCUGUUCGUGCCGGAGACUCGCGGCCGCACCCUGGAGGAGCUGCAGCAGGCAUUUGUAGGCAACGAGCUGCUCACGCCCUUCUCCCAGACAGGGCGGCAAGGAUACACCCCGGCUUACGGCUCCACCUUCCCCUCCGGCAUGUCUUUCCCUUCCUCCUCCCAAGAAAAGGUCCGCUAGGUCUUCACUAAGGCAGCAGGCACGCUAUGACACUGCCGCGUCUGUUGCUUGAUUGUUUCGCUUCCCGAUAAGCUUACGAAUGUCAGUCAGCAGUGUAUUUUAAACGUUUCACCAGUUUGCCUUGACUGCUUUCAACAGGCUCCAGUGGAAGUUCUUUAGUAAGGUUUCAAGAGUGUUUUUGUGAUUCUAGUGAUAGUUUAGGGAGGUUUCUGCACCUUGAGUGGGAGAAGGCGCUCGUGAUAACCCGACUAAUCAUCUCUGCGGUCUUUGAAAAUUGUCUUGUUGAGAACGUAUGUAAAGCGUUUCAAAAUACGGGCCCGAAUAUCUGUGUGUGUUGCCUGUAUUCACAACACAUUCACUAUUAGUUAAUGCAAAAAAUAUGAAUGAUAAGAUAUUCUAGUGUGGAAA